Molecule: messenger RNA, 1602 nt
Organism: Helianthus annuus (common sunflower)
Lineage: Eukaryota; Viridiplantae; Streptophyta; Magnoliopsida; Asterales; Asteraceae
Product: integrin-linked protein kinase 1
Exons: 11
Coding region: 93-1376 (427 amino acids)
Biological process (GO): protein phosphorylation
Molecular function (GO): protein kinase activity; protein binding; ATP binding
Source: RefSeq, a predicted model, not a curated record
CCUCCAAACCAAAUAGAUAUUUCCAUAUCACAACUUUAUCAUCCCCGACGACCAAAACCCCGAACGAAAUCAACACUAUUCUUUCCGAUUGAAUGAGUGCAAGUGAAGGAAGCUCCGGCCACUCUGCAGAUGCUCCGGCCAAGCGAAAAGACAAAGCUAAAGUCAGCCGGACGUCCUUGAUACUAUGGCACACUCACCAGAACGAUGCUGCUGCUGUCAAGAAGCUUCUCGAAGAAGAUCAGUCUCUCGUUCAUGCUAGAGAUUAUGAUAAUCGAACUCCGCUUCACGUUGCUUCGCUUCACGGAUGGAUCGAUGUUGCUAAGUGUUUGAUUGAGUAUGGAGCUGAUGUCAACGCUCAGGAUCGGUGGAAGAAUACGCCGCUCGCUGAUGCGGAAGGAGCGAAAAAACAUAGCAUGGUCGAGUUGUUGAAGAUGUACGAUGGCGUGUCUUUUGGCCAGGAUGGAAGCCAUUCGGAACCAAAGCCUGUGCUACCUCCUCUUUCAAAUAAGUGUGACUGGGAAAUUGACCCUGUGGAGCUGGACUUCACAAACUCACACAUUGUAGGCAAGGGGUCCUUUGGUGAGAUUAUAAGAGCAUCUUGGCGGGGAACACCUGUAGCUGUGAAACGUAUCCUUCCAAGUCUCUCAGAUGACAGAUUCGUGAUUCAGGACUUUAGGCACGAGGUGAAUUUGCUGGUCAAGCUUCGCCACCCUAAUAUAGUCCAAUUUCUUGGAGCCGUUACCGAAAAGAAACCGUUAAUGCUGAUUACCGAGUUUUUACGAGGGGGUGAUCUUCAUCAGUGCCUAAAGGAGAAGGGUGCUCUUAAUCCAACAACAGCUAUAAACUUUGCUUUAGACAUUGCCAGAGGCAUGGCAUAUAUGCAUACUGAGCCAAAUGUCAUAAUUCAUAGAGACUUAAAGCCAAGGAAUGUUCUUUUAGUCAACUCCAAUGCUGACCAUCUUAAAGUCGGUGACUUUGGACUAAGCAAACUAAUCAGGGUUCAGAAUUCUCACGAUGUCUACAAAAUGACCGGCGAAACCGGGAGCUAUCGUUAUAUGGCUCCCGAAGUCUUCAAGCACCGGAAAUACGAUAAGAAAGUCGAUGUGUACUCUUUUGCAAUGAUAUUGUACCAGAUGCUUGAAGGAGACCCGCCACUAUCAAAUUAUGAACCUUAUGAAGCAGCAAAGUGUGCAGCUGAAGGGCUCCGGCCUAUUUUUAAAUCAAAAUAUUACACUCCUGAGCUGAGAGAGUUGACUGAGCAUUGCUGGGAUGCAGAUAUGAACAAGAGACCUUCAUUCUUGGAGAUUUUAAAGAGGCUUGAAAAAAUAAAGGAAAAAAUGGGAACAGAUCACCAUUGGAACAUUUUUACGUCUUGAAUAUGAUCAAGAACAAACAUGAUUCUCCGGUUUCCAAAUUCUUAAACCUUCCGCUCUUUACGAGGUACCAUGUUGUGAGUAUAUUCAUCGUUUCAUAAUUUCUGUUUUGUCUUUUCUUUUCGCGAGCAACUUAAGCGAUUUUUCACUUCACUUUAAUGACAAUAUUUUGUUGUAAAUUAUAUAUUCCGACUUUAUUUUCUAGAAAACUAUGCUUGAUUAUUCUUCA